Messenger RNA from Gongylonema pulchrum, 399 nucleotides. The record is from the annotation of a GenBank genome assembly. NCBI's taxonomy places the organism in Eukaryota, Metazoa, Nematoda, Chromadorea, Rhabditida, Gongylonematidae.
AUGUCGGGAGUGCAUUUUUUGGUUGGCAUUUCUACCAAGGAUUAUGUGAUACUGGCAGCGGAUCGAUCCUCUUUCGCACAUGGAUUCCUCGUCGUCGCUGACGAUCAAGGGAAGAAAUUUACGCUUGGCGAUCGGCUUGCAAUGCUCUGUAUGGGCGAAGGUGGUGAUGUAGCACAGUUCGGAGAUUGGUGCAUGCGAAAUAUUCAGCUUUAUAAGCUUCGAUAUGGCUAUGAAAUAAGUCCUCGUGCAAGCCAUCACUGGAUUCGUCGAGGUAUUGCCGAAGCAUUGCGAACUGAGGAUUACUACACGGUGGAUGCACUGAUCGGCGGAUAUGAUACAAUCGAGAAGAAAGCAUUUCUCGGAUCUGUCGAUUAUCUUGGUAACGGUAUAGCUGAUCAG